Messenger RNA from Hyla sarda, 3575 nucleotides. It is a transcript of the gene USP4, whose product is annotated as ubiquitin specific peptidase 4. The record is from RefSeq and is a predicted model, not a curated record. Gene Ontology annotation, molecular function: cysteine-type deubiquitinase activity. The transcript has 22 exons. Gene Ontology annotation, biological process: protein deubiquitination. NCBI's taxonomy places the organism in Eukaryota, Metazoa, Chordata, Amphibia, Anura, Hylidae. The coding region runs from base 16 to 2973 and encodes 985 amino acids.
ACUGUUGGCGCAGCUAUGGCUGAGGGGGGAGGCGGAGGAGAACCGGGCCCGGCACAGCCGCACGGAGCGGCCCGCACCCCGUCACCGACACCCGAACCUAACAGCCGCCCUGAUACGGAGACCCAAAAGAAUGAGUUGGGGGAUUUAUUGAAGACCCCGCUGAAGAAGGGAGACGAAUGGUAUCUUGUGGAUAGCCGCUGGUUUAAGCAAUGGAAGAAAUAUGUUGGAUUUGACUCAUGGGACGUGUACAAUGUGGGAGAAAGUAAUCUUUUCCCAGGACCUGUGGAUAAUUCUGGAUUGUUUGCAGAUCCUGAUACUCAGGUAUUGAAGGAGCAUCUGAUUGACGAGCUGGACUAUGUGCUGGUGCCAACCGAAGCAUGGAACAAGCUAAUGUGCUGGUAUGGCAGUGUCCCUGGGCAGCAGCCCAUAGUGAGGAAGGUGGUGGAGCACGGCAUGUUUGUGAAACAUUGCAAAGUGGAGGUUUACCUCAUCGAGCUGAAACUCUGCGAGAACAGUGACCUAGACAAUGUGGUGACGCGUCACUUCAGCAAAGCAGACACAAUAGAAUCUAUAGAAAAGGAAAUGAGAAAUCUCUUUAAUAUUCCUGCGAACAAAGAAACACGGCUGUGGAAUAAAUACAUGACUAACACGUUCGAGCAGCUCACGAAGCCCGACAACACGGUGCAAGAUGCUGGACUCUACCAGGGGCAGAUAUUAGUUAUAGAACAGAGGAAUCCGGAUGGUACGUGGCCCAGGCAGCCUCAGACAAAGUCAAGUACUGCAACAAGUAGAACCUACACUACCUCUGGAAAAUCAUCAUCAUCAAGCGCUUACUCCUCUUCACCAUCUUCAUCAUCAUCUUCAUCCUCUACCAUUACCAAUGGGGAUAGCGGGAGCACCUAUGGGUUGAACAGCUCCAGCUUAGGCAAAGGGGGAUAUGGGUCAUCUUAUAAUUCGUACAGUUACAGGGAUCCGUCCAGUAAGCCUGGUCUUUGUGGCCUCAGUAAUCUUGGGAACACAUGCUUCAUGAACUCUGCUCUGCAGUGUUUGAGUAACACCCCACCCCUGACUGAGUAUUUUCUGACUGAUGAAUAUAAGGAUGAGAUUAACAGGGACAAUCCACUAGGAAUGAAGGGAGAGAUUGCCACAGCCUAUGCUGAGCUGAUUCGCCAAAUCUGGUCUGGGGAGCAUUCUUACGUGGCUCCACGCAUGUUCAAGACACAGGUUGGUCGCUUUGCUCCGCAGUUCUCAGGGUACCAACAGCAGGACUCACAGGAGCUUUUGGCAUUUCUACUGGAUGGUCUGCACGAGGACCUUAACAGAGUCAAAAAGAAGCCGUACCUGGAGCUCAAAGAUGCUAAUGGGCGGCCAGACUCGGUGGUGGCUACGGAGGCGUGGGACAAUCACCUGCGGAGGAACAACUCCAUCAUUGUAGACAUUUUUCACGGCCUUUUCAAGUCCACGCUCGUGUGUCCUGAAUGCUCCAAAGUGUCUGUGACCUUUGACCCUUUCUGUUAUCUCACCCUUCCUCUUCCCAUGAAGAAGGACCGCACUAUGGAAGUCUUUUUGGUUCGAUCAGACCCUCAGUGUAAGCCCAACCAGUAUCGAUUGAUUGUGCCUAAAAUGGGGACAGUGUCUGACUUAUGCUCAGCGCUGUCUAAGUUGUCCGGAGUGCCUGCGGAAAAUAUGGUGGUGACUGAUGUUUAUAAUCAUCGUUUUCACAAGAUCUUCCAGACAGAUGAAAUGCUCAAUCACAUCAUGGAGCGUGAUGAUCUUUUUGUGUACGAGGUGAAAUCAUCACGUGGCAGUGAUUCUGAGUGGCUCACUUUGCCCAUCUGCUUCCGGGAAAGACGCUUCCGACAGAACAGUGCAGCUGGCACCAUCCUGUUUGGGCAGCCACUCUUAAUAUCUGUGCCCAGACAGAAGCUGACAACAGACAUGCUGUAUAAUAUAGUCUUGGAGAGAAUCCAACGCUAUAUAAAGACUCCAUUAUCGGAAGAGUAUUCCUGCCUGUCCAGCGACACUGCAGCCUGCAAUGGUUCGAAUGGGAUCUAUGAUGACGAGGAAAUGGAUCAUCAGGAAGAGCGGGAAGAGUCCCCCGAGGAGUCAAACGGACAGUCAGAUGACAGUGUGGAGGAUGAAAACUCAGAGGGCUGUAGUCCCUGCAAUAAAAUGCCAAAGAAAGCCCAGGACUUUCGUAAGAGGCUGUUUUGCUUUAGCCUGGUGAAUUCAUAUGCCACAUCCGACGUGGGCAGCAUGCCUGCCGAGGGCUCCUACCUGAAACUCACCUCCUAUUCCACUGUGGCAAUUGACUGGGACACAGAAACAAAGAAGUCAUUUUAUGAUGAUCAGGAGGCAGAGGCCUUUGAUAAACAUGAGUCAAUGAUGCAGCCACAGAAGAAAAAGAUGACAGUAGCACUUAGAGACUGCAUCCAGCUCUUCACCAAGACAGAGGUGCUGGGAGAGCACGACCCAUGGUUUUGCCCAAACUGUCGGAAGCAUCAAAGGGCCACCAAAAAGUUUGACCUUUGGUCUUUGCCAAAAAUCCUUGUGGUGCAUUUAAAGCGCUUCUCAUAUAAUCGCUAUUGGAGAGAUAAACUGGAUGCGGUGGUAGAGUUUCCCAUUAAAAAUCUUAACAUGUCAGAGUUUGUUUGCGACCCAACGGCUGGACCCUAUGUGUAUGACCUUGUUGCUGUUUCCAAUCACUAUGGAGGCAUGGGAGGAGGCCAUUAUACAGCUUAUGCAAAGAAUCAGGAGACGCAGCAGUGGUAUUAUUUUGAUGAUAGCAGCGUUUCUCCAGCUUCUGAAGAUCAGAUUGUGACAAAAGCGGCUUAUGUACUGUUCUACCAGAGACAAGAUGGCAACAGCUUUAAAGCUUCCUCACCUACGGCUUCUCUUGGCUCUCCGCUCAAUGAGGAUGACCUCGGUGAACAGGACAGACAGCAAGACUUGGACUGUAUGGACACCAACUAAUGAUCAAGCCCCACAAUAACUGUGUAAGGAGAGAGACCUCUCCUCCAGCCAAGACCCUGCACCAUGAUGUACAUACUGUCCUCCUCAGUGAGAAUCUAGGAGAUGACGGGGGCUUCACCUUCCAUUUAUCUUGUCUGAGUGACUGGAGAAGGACCCUUCUUCCUCUUCGGUCAUACGCUGCUCGUCAGUUUCAUUUAAUCCCUGGCUUUGAAGAUUUUUUUAUUUUUUGUUUCUUCCCCUUCCCUGUUUACUGUGGACAGAUGAGCGGAGCACCAGCAGCCUUCACAAGUCUAUUUUUAAUAUAAAGAGGCCGAUCUCCUGCCGCCGGGUGUUGUGUGAUGCUGAUGCCACAAGAUUGCUGCAGACCUUUCAUUAGCUUAUUCUGGAGGGGGUGUCUUUACUUCUUGUAUUGGGUGGGUCCUAUUUAUUGCUCUGUAUUUUAACGGGACAGUUUCCAAUCAUGUAAAGCAUCGCACAAUGUAUAAACCAGAGGAUGUGGUCUGCGAAUUGUAGUGUCUGUCAGUUGUUGGUAACCUCACAUUCUGCCCUGUACGAUCACCACCACUGAUCUGCUGUAGGAGGUGCUGCUGAGCUAUGCAGAU